Molecule: messenger RNA, 3135 nt
Organism: Tachysurus vachellii
Lineage: Eukaryota; Metazoa; Chordata; Actinopteri; Siluriformes; Bagridae
Product: histone-lysine N-methyltransferase PRDM9-like
Exons: 6
Coding region: 886-2553 (555 amino acids)
Cellular component (GO): nucleus
Molecular function (GO): protein binding; histone methyltransferase activity
Source: RefSeq, a predicted model, not a curated record
GUGUGUGAGAGUGUGUGUGUGUGUGUGUGUGUGUGUGUGUGUGAGUGAGUGAGUGUGUGUUUGUGUGUGUUUGUGUGUGUGAGAGAGAGAGAGAGAGUGUGUUUGUGUGUGUGAGUGAGUGUGAGAGUGUGUGUGUGUUUGUGUGAGUGUGUGUGUGAGUGAGAGUGUUUGUGUGUGUGUGUCUGUAUGUGUGAGUGUGUGUGUCAGUGUGUGAGUGUGUGUGAGUGAGUGUGAGAGUGUGUGUUUGUGUGUGUGUGUGAGAGAGAGAGAGAGAGAGAGAGUGUGUGUUUGUGAGUGUGAGAGUGUGAGUGUGUGUGUGAGUGAGUGUGUGUGUGAGAGUGUUUGUGAGUGUGUGUGUGUGUGUGUCUGUAUGUGUGAGUGUCUGUGUGUGUGAGUGUUUGUGUGUCUGUGUGUGCGAGUGGGUGUGUGUGUGUGAGUGUUUGUGUGUCUGUGUGUGUGAGUGUGUGUGUGUGUGUGUGUGUCUGUGUGUGUGAAUGAGUGUGUGUGUGAGUGUGUCUGUGUGUGUGAGUGAGUGUGUGUGUGUGAGUGUGUGUCUGUGUGUGAGUGUGUGUGAGUGUCUGUGUGUGUGUCUGUGUGCGUGUGAGUGUCUGUGUGCGUGUGAGUGUCUGUGUGCGUGUGUGUGUCUGUGUGCGUGUGUAUGUCUGUGUGUGUGAGUGUGUGUGUGUGUGUCUGUGUGUGUGAGUGAGUGUGUGUGUGUGUGUGUGUGUGAGUGUCCGUGUCACACACACACACUGGAGACUUUUUAGCACAUCAUACACAAUAGUGUAUCAGAGUUUGUACAUAAAUCUACAGUCAGAUUUGCUGUUACAGAGAAUUAAUCAUCACCUUCUGUGUCUUUGUGAUCAGUUUGGUGACGACACGCAGAUGGAGCUGUGCAGCACUUCUGAUGGAAGAACAUCGAGAUCAGUGGGACACGUCCCCCCUGUGGAGCAACAGGACAGAGACUUCUGGAAAAAACCUCUGAAAGAGGAAGAAACUGAAGAAGAUGACUUCUAUGGAGGAACUUCAAGCUCUGUGGAAGAAGCAGAAGAUCAACAGAACAGAGAAUUCCAGAUAAUGAUAAAAGAAGAAGAACCAAAACAUGACGACUAUCUCUAUUGUGAGGAUUGCAAAUCUUUCUUUGUCAAUAAGUGUGAGGUUCACGGUCCGGCUCUCUUCAUCCCUGAUGUUGCGGUUCCACUGGGGGUCUCUGACCGAGCCACACAAACCCUUCCUCCAGGUCUAGAGAUUCGGAAGUCCAGUAUUCCAGACGCAGGCCUGGGAGUGUUUAACAAUAGUGACACUAUUCCUGUUGGUGCGCACUUUGGGCCUUACCAGGGAGACAUGGUAGAGCGAGAGGAAGCCAUGAACAGCAGCUACUCCUGGGUGAUACACAAGAGUGAGCAGUGUGAAAACUACAUUGAUGCCACCUCAGAGAUGCGUUCUAACUGGAUGAGGUAUGUGAAUUGUGCCCGUAAUGAUGAAGAGCACAAUCUGGUGCCGUUUCAGUAUCGAGGUGUGAUUAUGUACCGCUGCUGUCGAUCCGUCGAGCCAGGACAGGAGCUGUUACUGUGGUAUGAGGAAGAGUUCAGUGAAGAUCCCAGCACCACAUUUAACUCCAUCUGGAACAGAAAGUGCUUCGUAAAUGGAAUGAAGACCGUCCUUCAAGUCUUCUCUUGCUCCUCAUGUCCACUUUCUUAUACGUCCAAAAUUUAUCUCCACAAACACAUCAAGAGAUGCCACCAUGAGGAAUAUGUCCGACUCCUGAGAUCAGGGGAGAUUAAAUAUGAGAGCCUGGUGACCUCAAAAGCCUCCAUUCAGUCCUCAGCAGUGGCCUUCGACAGUCUCAGUGCUGAAACUUUGCGCUCACAAACUCAGAAAGAUUCGUUCCAGUGCUCAGAAUGUGGGAAGGUUUUUAUCCAGCGGAAACAUCUCAAAGUUCACCAGCGUGUUCACACGGGUGAGAAGCCAUAUCAUUGCUCACAGUGUGGGAAGAGCUUCACGCAGCAGAGCAGCCUUCAUCUUCACCAGCGCCUUCACACUCGAAAGAACCUGUGUCAGUGUUUGCAGUGUGGAAAGAGUUUUACUCAACAGAUUCACUUGCAGGCUCAUCAGCGCAUUCACACGGGAGAGAAACCGUACCAGUGCUCACAGUGCGGAAAACGCUUUAGUGAGAAAGGAAGUCUCCGACGACACCAGAACAUUCACACCGGAGAGAAAGCAUAUCACUGCUUACGAUGUGGGAAGAGUUUCAGUGAAUUAGGAACACUCACACGACACCAGCGCAUUCACACGGGAGAGAAACCGUAUCAGUGCUCGCACUGCGGAAAGCGUUUCAGUGAACGAGGGAAUCUCAGAACACACCAGCGUAUUCAUACGGAAGAGAAGCUGUAUCAUUGCGCACAGUGUGGGAGGAGCUUUACUCACCAUAGCACGCUCCAGCAACACCAACGCAUUCAUACUGGGGAGAAACCAUAUUACUGCUCUGUCUGCGGAAAAAGUUUUACCCAGCAAGGCAACUUCCAAAAACACCAGCGCAUUCACACAGGGUAGAAACCGUACCACUGCGUCCAAUGUGGGAGGAGUUUUAUUCAGCAGAGUUACCUUCAGCUCCACCAGCAUGUUCAUUCUGGAGAACAGCUGUGCCACUUCUCAGAGCAUGAGAUGUUUCAGUGACUGAGGAACUCGCUGGAAAGGAUGUAAUUAUAAUGAAAUCACACACAAAUAUUCAGUAAGUCCACAAAGUGGAAAAAACCCACAACCGUGAGUCUGUGUAGAGGAGAACAGAUGAUGCUACCACCACCACCAAUAGCUCUCUGAGCUAAGGCCAGACUGUCCAGUUUUGGUCCUAUCUGAGUCUCAGAGGAGAAUCUCAGACUGAUCAUAUUGAAAGUCUCUCUGACUUUAGAUGUUUUGUUUCCUCGAGGCUCCACUCUGUCACAUUUGUUAAAUUUUUAUUAACAAAUUUUGUUAAUUUAAUUAAUGUUACUCUACAGAUUUAAUGUCAGUCUGUCUGGAUUUUAAAGUUAUGUUUAAGGUCAUCUACAGUACAGCUUUAAUCCAAUCUUUGAUUUUCUUAUCACUUGAAUCUGCUUUACUCUGAAUGUGUAAAUAAAAUGUGAACAUAUGAAGUGA